AUGGAUGUUUACCUGGCGGGCGCAUUUGCUGCCUUUACGGUAGACAUGCUAAUAUACCCAUUCGAUACCCUGAAAACGAGACGGCAGAGUCAAGACUACCUCAAAAGCUACACACAAGGCGGCAAAAAUAACGCGCUGGCUUUGCGAGGAUUAUACCAAGGUAUCGGAAGCGUCGUCUUGGCUACGUUGCCCGCAGCCGGUGUCUUCUUUUCCACCUACGAACUGGGCAAGACGUCAAUCUCGAAACUAUCGCUGGUGCCCUUGCCAGUGGUACACUCUGCCGCUUCUACAAUGGCCGAGGCGGCCUCUUGCCUGGUGCUUACACCUGCAGAGCUGGUCAAGCAGCACGCACAGAUGAUGAGGUCGCAAGGUGGCGAAAAUACUGGCUCGACAUCGUUGAAAGCCUUUCGCAGCUUGUACGAAGCCGGCGUCGGGCGACGGCUCUUCACAGGCUACACAGCGCUGCUGGCGCUUUCCAAUUUUCGAGCAUUUACGUUCCCGGUUAUGGGCGACAAGGCUGCCACGAGAGCCGGGGCACCAGCGGAUACUGGAGACCGGGGUGAUCGCGGGGGCGAGUGCGGCCACUGCCGGGGCGAUCGCGGCUUUCAUUACGACCCCCAGCGACGUAGUCAAGACUCGGAUGAUGCUUUUGACGGGGAGUACCAAAGAUAG
This is a messenger RNA of Beauveria bassiana ARSEF 2860, 672 nucleotides long. Its product is annotated as mitochondrial carrier protein (Pet8). Gene Ontology annotation, molecular function: S-adenosyl-L-methionine transmembrane transporter activity. NCBI's taxonomy places the organism in Eukaryota, Fungi, Ascomycota, Sordariomycetes, Hypocreales, Cordycipitaceae. Gene Ontology annotation, cellular component: mitochondrial inner membrane. The record is from RefSeq and is a predicted model, not a curated record. The transcript is spliced from 4 exons. The coding region runs from base 1 to 672 and encodes 223 amino acids.